Molecule: messenger RNA, 2062 nt
Organism: Trifolium pratense (red clover)
Lineage: Eukaryota; Viridiplantae; Streptophyta; Magnoliopsida; Fabales; Fabaceae
Product: (R)-mandelonitrile lyase-like
Exons: 3
Coding region: 114-1811 (565 amino acids)
Molecular function (GO): flavin adenine dinucleotide binding; oxidoreductase activity, acting on CH-OH group of donors
Source: RefSeq, a predicted model, not a curated record
ACAACAAUAUACAUAACGGUUUUGCUUCCCUCCAAAAUCAAAUCCACACUCAUUCAUUCAUUCUUUUCUGUUCUAUCCAAGAACAAGAACCACUCAACUUCAAGAAAACAAAAAUGGUGGAAGGUUCAUCCAUCACCGUUACCAUACAAUUUCUAUUACUGUUAUUUUUCACCUCAAUAUUCAUCUCUGCCUCUUCCUUUCCACAAGAUUCUCACUCUCAAGAUGAACACCAAGAUAAGCCACCGAGUUACCUGAAAAUGGUGGCGAACGCGAGCGAGUUUCCGUUAGAAGAUUACUACGACUACAUCAUAGUCGGUGGCGGAACUGCCGGAUGUCCAUUAGCCGCCACGCUCUCACAAAACUACCGUGUUCUCAUCCUUGAACGCGGCGGAAUCAGCCACGGAAGACUCAACCUAAUGAACCAAGAAGGUUUCUUGAACACACUCUUGAACGCAAACGCAAACAACGAAGAUUCACCGGCUCAAUCGUUCGUUUCAGAAGACGGCGUACUCAACGCACGUGGCCGCGUUCUCGGCGGUAGUAGCGCGAUCAACGCCGGUUUUUACAGCAGAGCCGAUCGUGAGUUUUUCACGAAUUCAGGUCUUCUUUGGGAUUUAAAACUCGUGAACGAAUCGUACGAAUGGGUUGAACGAGAAAUCGUGUUUCGUCCUCAAUUGAAAACGUGGCAAUCCGCAGUUCGUGAUGGUCUUCUAGAAGCAGGUGUGGGUCCCUAUAACGGUUUCACAUUAGAUCACGCUAGUGGCACGAAAAUCGGUGGAUCUACUUUUGAUUCGUCAGGUAAACGACGUAGUUCAGCAGAUCUUUUACGAUAUGCACGACAUUCCAAUCUGAGAAUUGCCGUUUACGCUAGCGUCGAAAGACUCCUUCUAGCAUCUUCUUCAACAACUUUUUCUUCUUCUGCUAUCGGUGUUCUUUAUCGCGAUGAAAACAGUAAAUAUCAUCACGCGAUUCUGAAAGAUCGCGGUGAAGUGAUUCUUUCAGCAGGUGCAAUUGGAAGUCCUCAACUUCUUCUUCUCAGUGGAAUCGGACCUAGACCUUAUCUUUCUUCGUGGGGAAUUCCGGUGACUCAUCAUUUACCUUACGUAGGUCAUUUUCUAUAUGAUAAUCCACGUAACGGUAUCACUUUUCUACCUUCAAUUCCUCUUGAACACUCGCUUAUACAAGUUGUAGGAAUAACUAAUUCAGGUGCUUAUAUAGAAGCUGCUUCUAAUGUUGUUCCUUUUUCAUCCCCACCGCAAACUGCUUUCAUCCGUUCGCCUGCUUCUCCGCUUUAUCUGACGGUUGCGACCCUGAUUUCGAAGAUUUCGGGGCCUCUUUCGGCCGGUUUUCUACGAUUGGCUUCCACUGAUGUUAGGUUUAGUCCAAUUGUUAGGUUUAAUUACUUUGACAAUGCUGUUGAUGUUGAGAGGUGUGUUAAUGGGACUAGGAAAUUAGGGGAUGUUUUGAGGAGUAGAGCUAUGAAUGAUUUUAAGUUUAGGAAUUGGUUAGGUGUGAGAGAUUUUCGGUUUAUUGGACCGGCAUUGCCGCAUGAUCAAUCGGAUUAUGGUGAGAUGGCUGAUUUUUGUAGAAGGACUGUUAGUACUAUAUGGCAUUAUCAUGGUGGAUGUGUUGUUGGUAGGGUUGUUGAUUCUCAUCUUAAGGUCAUUGGAAUUGAUUCUCUGAGAAUUGUGGAUGGUUCUGUUUUUAGUAUUUCACCUGGAACUAAUCCUCAGGCUACACUAAUGAUGCUUGGAAGGUAUUUUGGGCUCAAGAUGAUCAGAGAAAGGGAAAGGAGUACAGAUGAUUUGUGAACCUGCAAUUCUGUUUUGGUAUUUUACAUUGUGUAAUCAAUCAUUGUUGAUGAUCAAUUAGGAUAUUUGAUGUAUAUUCAAAAUUAAAGUAAACACAAUGUAUACACUGGAUUUGUAAAAACUACUUGGGGGUAGAUUUGUGAUGAUAUUUUGUAUCCCCUUGCUGUUGAUUGAUUAGAUUGUAUUUUUGAUUAAUUGCUGAAUAAUAAUGCCAAGUUGCCAAUGAUCAAAGUAUUCAUUCCCAAGUUUCU